Molecule: messenger RNA, 2895 nt
Organism: Symbiodinium natans
Lineage: Eukaryota; Dinophyceae; Suessiales; Symbiodiniaceae
Source: the annotation of a GenBank genome assembly
AUGGCCAUGUUCUGUGUUCGGCAGUCGGUAGGCAGUGCUUCAUGUUGCUUUUGGUUGCUUCUGACCUAUGUCAGUGUGACGCCGGGGAACCCCUAUUUGGUGACGGUGAUGCCUUUGCUGGUCAACAUGGCCAGCGCCUGUGGUCCUGCGCAAGAAGCCGCGGAGCCCAAACACAUCAUUACCCAGGAUUCCUGGCGCCUGGUGAAGGUAGAGCCUGAGGUGCAGGACAUUGCGGACCACUUUGGUCUAGAUGAGCGUAUCACAGGCAAACUGCAAGAGGCUCUCAAUACCCGUCCAGAUCCUGGGACAGAUCUGCAGGUUAUGUGGGAAAUCCUGGAUGAAGCCAGAAACCCGCCUGGCCUCACCAUGAUCAAGGUGUUUGCGACUCUGAACUCGUUCAAAAGCAUCUUUUCUGCUGCGGCGUGGGAGGUGAAAGAGAUGCUCGAUGGCACGUUCCGUGCUGGCGAGCAGAAGGAUGCCUGUCGCUCAGUGGUGCUGUAUGUGAGCGACGUCCAGAACAUGCGGUUCUUUGCUCGUAGAGCCGUGCCGACGCGGCCUGACAGAAGAAUGCCGGUUGCAGAGCGCCAUGCGGAAUGCCCCCUGUCUUUCAAGCCGCUCUACAAAGGUCCUGCAGUCUUCGUAGACAACGCCGGCAAGCGAGUCGGGCAGGACUUCUAUAGCUUGGAUGCUGCACAAGCAUUCCUCAAACGCCAUGGUGCUGGUGCAAGAUGUCCUGCGACGAACUUGCCAGUAGCCAAAGUGCAAGAGGUACCAAGUAUCACGAAGGACCCGAAAGCUUGGUUUCGCCUUUGUGAUGUGGAUGGUGACCGCAAGCUCAGCCGUGAUGAGGUCGUCUCAGCACUUAAAGCGCAACUGCCCUUGGACAACAAAGCGAUUGACAGAUUCCGGACUGAUGAUGCUGCCUGGCGUUCGUGGGAUGCCGACCAGAGUGGUUACCUUGAAUACAUUGAGAUCAUGGAUGAGGACAAAGGACUGCUCAAGUUUGUGCGCGAUUCAUUCGCCAGGGCCGCCGUGGAGGCUCCAAUCCCGGACUUGCGCAGAGACCGUGACGGCUGGUACAGGUACUGGGAUGAAGAUGGAAGCGGGGAGCUUGAGUUCGAGGAGGUCGUGCGCGCUUUUGCCAAGACCUUCCUCAUUGAUGUGGAGGGCAUAUCGCAGCUGCGAGAGAGUCUUGGUGCCGUAUGGCCCAUCUUCGAUACCGACAACUCUGGCGCCGUGGAUCGCCAAGAAUUCUUGGCUCCACGUGAUGGCUUAGCAGACACUGUUCUGGCCACCAUGCGCUACCAGUGCAAGCCGGCCAUGAAACGGCAUGCUAGUUCGCACUCUGGUUGGAGGCUUCUUGCGCCCGCCCUUUUUUCGGUAUUCUCGCGGAGCACGAUCGCUAGCAUCUUGUCGACAGUGAGACCUGGGCCGGCUCGGGUGGUACAAGCUGCAGAAGUCGAGGCUUUCCAGUGCAGAGGCCACGCAGCACUGCGUGGCCUGCUCCUGCCGAAGGGGGUGAUGCGGCUCAGAAGGCACAGUGCAAAAGGGAAGAAGGCAGGGGAGGUUGCCGCGAAGCAGCGCGCCCUUCGGACAGCCAUGCAGCUUAAGGUUUUGCAUUUCUAUGGCGACACCCUCUUCGCUGUCUUGCGAAGCAGCAACGGAACAAGCUUGCACAUAGAUGUGGACCAUGAAGGGUCUCCUCGACAUGGCAGCCACCUGCAGAAUGCUGAGUCCACAGACACAAGUGUCACAAGGCUCAGUACGCAUGGCCCCUUGGAGCUGGGUGAUGUAACAGUUCAUCAUGGCAAUACUUUACAUGCUGCCCCCUCCCUCAAUGGCCAGGCCGAAGAGCGGUGGGCUUGGGCAGUGUCCUUCUUCGCCCAUGGUGCUACGGUGAAGCACCUUCCAGCCGAUGAAGAGAGCGAGUCCCACCGAGACUGGGCGGCCUCCUUGCCGCAAGGUGCUCUGGCCAAUCAUGACUUGCUGCCGCUCUUUCGUGUGCCAAUGCAAACUACAGCUAGUGAAGUGAUUCCGACUGUGAAGGAAACCGCUGGGACACAGUGGUGGCUGCAAUUUUUAACUGGUGUCUUGCACGCAGACACAGGUCGGCCUUGCGAGGCAGCACAAUGCUUGCAGAACUUGUUCAGCAACGGCAACUGCAACAAUUCUUUGGAUUUGACCGUCGCAAGCACCGUUUGGGUGUGCUCCUUCAUGAUACGUGUUCCGCCAGUGGAAAUGGCUGAACUCCUGACUGAUUUGGGGCUUUGGCUGCGAGACUCUGGUGAUGUGGUCCACGCGGAGCAAAGGUUCCGCCAGGUGAUGUGUAGAGAGGAGAUCUUCGGCCCAAUGCACCGAGACUCGUUGUUUUCCGCAUACUUAGCCGAUGCUCUGGAAGGGCUUGGGCGGGUAGUGGAAGCGGAGAAGUUGUUCGACAGAGAGGUCGCUUGGUGCCGGAGAUAUCUGGGAGACAGCCAUCCCGAGACGCAGGUGAGCAUCAGGAACUUGGACGUGUUCAAGAGGAAGUGGACCUCUAGCCAAGAGUCACUUGAGGCUACUGAUGAGGCUGGAGUGCAGUCCCUGGCCGAAAAGUUCAAGCUUGACGAGCGUGCUGCGUACAAGUUGAGUGAGGUCCUGUCUACGAAGCCGAACAAGAAGGAUGUCCUGAGAGCGCUUGACAUUCACUUGGCAGCCUCCAACAAUCCGUCUGCGCUUGUGAUGCUGAAGCUUGCGGACCUGCGCAAAGACGUUCCAUUGGGCGAGGUUCCUUAUGGUACGAAGGGAUACCGCGAUCGCCCGUACCUGGGCAACUACGACCGCGACGGUCGGCGAAUAGGAAGAGCAGAAGAUCCUGCUGUUAAGGCUCGUCGCCUCACUUUCUUCAUGCGACCUUGA